GAAGCUGCCGCACCCCGAGGAGCAGCAGACGGCAUGCAGCCGUGGCCGGCGCACCGCCUUCGAGCUCGCGCUCGCGCUCCCAGGCACGCGCGCUUUUGAGUGGCGGCUCGCGACGUCUCAGGUGGCGGCGGAUCUUGCGGCGCGCGCAUGCGGGAGCUCUGCAGGAAAGUUCUCAUCAGGAGGACGCGGGAAUGGGGAAUGGCGCGCGGGCAUGCGGGCGCUGACCUGAUCUGACGCUCGCGCCACCAUGCGUCUCGCGCUCCUCUUUCUCCUCCUCAUCCUCGCGGUCCUCGCGCUCCUCUCCGUCGGAGAUGCUCGGGAUGCACGCGGGCUGGACGGCCUCGCGCGAUUUGGCUCCAGCGGUGUCAACACCAACUCCUCCACCUCUUCUUCCUCCACCUCCUCGAGACCGAGACGCCACGGGCACGCGCACGGGUACGCGCUUGGGUAUGGACACGGGUACGCGCACCUGCCCCUACCCAUGCACCUGCUGUCAGAAGAUGCCAACAACGGCCUGGGCGCGAGGAGACACAACCGGAGGAGGAAGUUGGACGGCGAGCAGAUGCCCGCCGGAACCGGGACUCCCCCUGGCAACGGGCGCGGUCACGGUAACGCCAACGGUCACGGUAACGCUAACGGUCAAGAGCUGAGCAACGACCGGCGCAAACGAGGCACUAAGGAGCAUCACCACCACCACAACAAGACCACGAAGAAUAAGGACAUGAAGAGCUCCAGAAUACCGCAGAACCGCGGGUCCUCAAUCUCUGCAAUCACCACUAGGACCACAUACUCUUCAUCAUCAUCCUCUUCAUCAUCAUCUUUAAUCAGCUACCUGGAACCAAUGCCCAAACCUCUGGCCCUCACCUCCACCGACCUCCCCUUCCACCUCCCCGGGGAUGAGGAGUUCUACACCCCCCCUCAGGUGGACGACCCCUGGGACGCCACCCCUAUGACCCCCCCAUACCCCGAGGAGGACGAGGAGAAGGAGUACUUCCCCAACCCCUUCUACCCCGUCACCAGCGAGACCUACGGCGCCUACGCCAUCACCUGCUUCUCGCUGCUCAUCUUCGUGGUGGGCGUGACGGCCAACGUGGCCAUCAUGUGCGUGGUCUGCCACAACUACUACAUGAGGAGCAUCUCCAACGCCCUGCUGGCCAACCUGGCCAUCUGGGACCUGGCCAUGCUCCUGUUCUGCCUGCCGCUGGUGGUGUUCCACGAGCUGACCAAGACCUGGGUGAUGGGCCAGUACACCUGUAAGGUCAUCCCUUACAUCGAGGUGGCGUCUUUAGGAGUAACUACCUUCACCUUGUGUGCCCUCUGUAUUGACCGCUUCCGCGCCGCCACUAACGUGCAGAUGUACUACGAGAUGAUCGAGAACUGCACGUCCACCGCGGCCAAGCUGGCGGUGAUCUGGAUCGGCGCUCUGCUGCUGGCGCUGCCGGAGCUCCUGAUUCGCCAGCUGGUGUCGGAGAACAGCGGCGGCGGUGCGGGGGAGGAGGCGGUGGAGGAACAGCGCUGCGUGGUGCGCAUCUCCUCCACCCUGCCGGACACGCUGUACGUCCUGGGCCUGACGUACGAGGGCGCGCGGCUGUGGUGGUGCUUCGGCUGCUACUUCUGCCUGCCCACGCUCUUCACCAUCGGCAGCUCGCUGGCCACGGCGCGCCGGAUCCGCCGGGCGGAGAGGGGCUGCGCCCGCGGCAACAAGAAGCAGAUCCGCCUGGAGAGCCAGAUGAACUGCACGGUGGUGGCGCUGGCCAUCGUUUACGGCGCCUGCGUGGUGCCGGAGAACGUCUGCAACAUGGCGUCGGCCUACAUGGCGGCCGGAGUGCCGCCCGACACCAUGGCCCUGCUGCACCUCAUCAGCCAGCUGCUGCUGUUCCUGCGGGCGGCCGUCACGCCCGUCCUGCUGCUCUGCCUGUGCCGGCCCUUCGGCCGCGCCUUCCUGGAGUGCUGCUGCUGCUGCUGCGGCGGCGGCGAGUCCUGCGGCCUGGCCGGACGCUCCUCGGCCGCCGCCAGCGACGACAACGAGCACGAGUGCACCACGGAGCUGGAGCUGUCCCCGUUCAGCACCAUCCGCAGGGAGAUGUCCAACUACACGGCGGCGGGGUCGCACUGCUGAGAGGGUCGCGCCGGGGGACGGCGUGCCGAUGGACGGCGUGCCAACGUGUGUCUGUUAGCUGUAGGGGUGUAAAAGCUGUUGUGAUGCUUUAGAACGCGAUUUGGUGCUUUAAAACCUCGAAUUUCAUCCCAGUUUGGAGUCCAAGUGGUUUUAGUACAGUUCACCACAGUUUGAUUUAAUUACAGUCAAUUGGGUAGCGAUUCAUUUGGAUGUUCCAUUAGAGAUGCUUCAUACAACUCUGGAAAAAAAUAGAAAAAAAUUAAGAGAGCACUUCAGUUUCUGAAUCAGUUUCUCUGAUUUUGCUAUUUAUAGGUUUAUGUUUGAGUAAAUUGAACAUUGUUUUUUUAUUCUAUAAACUACAGACAACAUUUCUCCCAAAUUACUAAUAAAAAUAUUCUCAUUUAGAGCAUUUAUUUACAGAAAAUUAGAAAUGGCUCAAAUUCAGACCUCAAAUAAUGCAAAGAAAACAAGUUCAUAUUCAUAAAGUUUUAAGAGUUCAGAAAUAAUCAAUAUUUGGUGGAAUAAUCCUGGUUUUUAAUCACAGUUUUUUUUCAUGCAUCUUGGCAUCAUGUUCUCCUCCACCAGUCUUACACACUGCUUUUGGAUAACUUUAUGCUGCUUUACUCCUGGUGUAAAAAUUCAAGCAGUUCAGUUUGGUGGUUUGAUGGUUUGUGAUCAUCCAUCUUCCUCUUGAUUAUAUUCCAGAGGUUUACAAUUUGGUAAAAUCAAAGAAACUCAGCAUUUUUAAGUAUCUCUCUUAUUUUUUUACAGAGCUGUCUAGAUUUAAGAUGUUUUGACUGGCUAAAAAAAUGUUUUGCAGUGCCGGCAAGCAUUCUGUUCAUAAUCACUUUUAAAAAUACAAUGCAUUAACAAUGACUUUAUUGGACAUUUCAAUUUUAACCCCAAAAAAUGGCGUCAUAUUCCUAUUAAUCAUAUAAUUCACUGGGAUCAAUUCUGACAUUCCAAAGAUAAUGCAGUUGAAUCGGCAUCCUCAAAUCCAUUCAUCAGGAUGCACUGAUGCAUUUUUACACCCCUAGUUCUUGCCAACAAUUAUACAUCUUGUACUAUAGUGGUCACUAGCGCUGCUGCUGGAGAUCUACCUUCCUAUAAACCUGCAGGAAGACAGAUCUUCAGGUAGACGGGCUGAUUACCGUAUUUUUCACACUAUAAGGAGCACUGGAUUAUAAGGCGUUUUUAUUAUAAUGUGACACUAGAAAGGAACAAGUGUGUCGCCAUGUUUCCCUUCCAAUUAAGCAGAUCUCUUAGCUGAGCUAAGUAAACAAAACUGUAAUUCUUAAAAAUAAUAUUUUCUUUUAAAGUCAAUCUACACAGAUUGAGUAAAACUCUUCAGUUUAUUUACAGUAAUCUUAGAUUUCCAGAUUUACACUAUGGCUGGGUGCAGCAGCAGCAUUAGCAUUAGCAGCUAACCACUAGCACUAGUCACGGUUAACACUAGUAAAUGCUGACUGAUAGCAACCCAUAGCAACUGAUAGGAACCCAGAGUGUUUCCGUAAGCCAGGGUGAUAUUAGCUAGCGGUUUAUUCCAGGUAGCUUGUUUUACCAAGUUAAAAACAUGCCGACUACAGUCUGAUUUACUCACCUCUGAACAGUUAAAGAGCUAGCGCUUAGCACGGUUAGCGGCUAAUGUUAAUGCUGCUGCAGCAGUGCUAGCCAGAGUUAGCAGCAGACAACAGGUAGAUAAUACUCACCUCUGAACGGUGAAAGAGCUAGCGCUUAGCAUGGUUAGCGGCUAAUGCUAAUGCUGCUCCAUUCACAGUACCUGACUGGUAAAAUUUAUACAUAAGGAGCACUGGAUUAUAAGACAUAAUAAUGAUUUUUUGGGAAAAAUAAAUAAUUUUAAGUGCACCUUAUAGUAGGAAAAAUACGGUAUCUACCAGCUGUACUGUAAAAGCACAUGGUUUCUGAUUUUCACACAUGUAAAUAAAUACUUUGACCUCACACCUCUGCGUAUGUUAAAGAACGGAAAUGUACACGAAUGUGCAUUACGCCAUUUCUGUAUUACUGUCUUUAAAGGAAUGGUUUGGUAAAAAUCUAAACAUGAACCUCAGAUUUAGUCUUAUCAGUUUACCUGGGUAUCUUAGAUAUUUACUUCUUUAUUCUACAAAGAGAAGGAGAUGCUAAGCUAACAUUACUAACUUAACUAAACACUGGAGUGUGUCACAGAACUCAGCUCUGUAAGUGCAUAUACAAGUUUUUUGCAAUUUAUUUGCUAUUAAAGUGUGAGUAAAACAAAAUUGGCAGCAAAAACACAGAUUCAGAUAAAUUAUAUUUAGACAUUUUAAAGUUCAAAUAUGGCUGAUCGACUGCAUCUGAGGUACAGUACCAGUCAAAAGUUAUACACCAUAAAUUCAGUGAUUUUUCAUAUAUUUCUUUUUAAUGUUCUGCAUUGUAGAUUAAUAGUAAAGUCAUCCAAACUGUGAAAAAAGUGUUAAACAAACCAGAAUAUAUUUUAUAUUUUACCUUCUUAGAUGAUCAGCUUUACACAUCUUGACAUUCAUUUUUUCAGUCAGUUUUAUGAGGUAGAGUCUCCUGGAAUUCAGGCUUUCAGUUAACAGCUGUGCUGAACUCAUCAAGAGUUAAUUACUUGAAUUUCUUGUCUCUUAAUAAAGUUAGUUUGAGAGCAUCAGUUAAAGUAAAGUAGUGAAGAGGUAGAGUUACAGGUAUACAGUGAAUAGUGAAUAUUUGAGUAAUGUUCGAAUCCAGGUUAUGAGAAGAAACAACUACUCAACUAAAUAAAGAAAAAAAUACUUUAAGGAAAAAAAUUAAGAAAUUUGGCUGUUUUCUCAAGUGCAGUUGCCACAAAUACCAUCAAAAACAUUAUAAUGAUAAAACUGGCACUCAUCAGGACCACCCCAGGAAAGAAAGAGCAAACGUUCUGUUGCACAAAAUAAAUUCAUUUUUUCAUUCAGUUACCAGCCUUAUAAUCCAUAUCAUGGAAAUAACUAUUCAACUAAGUAAAGAAAAAAAAAAUACUUCAAGAAAAAAAUUAAAGAAGAUCUAAAAAGAAGAAUUUCAAGAACUUUGAAAGUUUAAUUUAUAUGUACAGUCACCGCAAAGACCCUCAGAAUUGUUACAAUGAUGAAACUGGCACUCAUCAGGACCACCCAAGGAAAGGAAGAGCAAAGGUUCCCUCUGUUGCACAGGAUAAGUUCAUCCAAGUAACCAGCCAAAUAAUAUUUUGGCAAAAACUAAAUAAAGAAAAAAAUUGUUUUUUAGAAAAAAAAAAUGGAUAUUGCUGCAUAGGAUUUACCAGCCUAAUAAUCCAUAUUAUGGCAAGAACUAUUUAACUAAGUGAAGAAAAAAGGUCAGUCAAUGUAAAAAGAAGAAUUUCAAGAACUUUAAAAGUUUUAUUUAUACGUACAGUCACCGCAAAGACCAUCAAAAACAUUAUAAUGAUGAAACUGGCACUCAUCAGGACCGCCCAAGGAAUGGAAGAGCUAAAAAGUUACCAGGAUAAGUUGAUCAGAGUUUUACAGAGUAUUUUGGUUUGUUUAACACAUGAUUCAUUGUGUUCUUACAUAGUUUAAAUAGAUCAAUUUACUAUUAAUUUAUUUGUUUACUAUGUAGGAAAACAUAAUAAAAUGUAUAAAAUUAAAUGAGAAGGUGUUUCCAACGUCCAAAACUCAAAGUUCUUUGUAUUUUUGCCAAACUCAUUCCUUUAAUAUGUUCUGUGUUUGGAAAAGCAUAGCGACUGCGUUUGAUUUUGCGUACAGACCCUUUUUGCACUGCCAACCACUUUAGCUUCUUCUUCUUCUUCUUCUUCUUCUUCUUUUUCUUCUUCUUCACGCUGUUCUGACGUCACGCUGAAAGUGUCCCCUGCAUCUUAUCUUUGCGAGUAACAUUUCUAUAAUCUUUCUACAUGACCGUGUGUUGCCGUGCCGUGACAUUUCUUUGGAUGAAGGUGAUUCUUGUAAAUCUUAAAGUCUUAAAGUCAGUCUGUGUGGGGUAUUGUGGGGACUGAAGUUUUAAACUGUUUGUGUCUGAUAGCAGAAACGUGGAUGCUCACACAGUGCUUAGUGUAGUUAAUGUUUUCUAAACCUCAUUUUUAUAUAACCAACAAAAACAUAAAUUCUCUUUAAUAAACAGAAGGGUUUGCUGGGAGGACAGCAAACCGACGUAUUAAAAAGCAAA
Astyanax mexicanus (Mexican tetra) is the source of this 6271-nucleotide messenger RNA. It is a transcript of the gene gpr37b, whose product is annotated as G protein-coupled receptor 37b. Gene Ontology annotation, molecular function: prosaposin receptor activity; G protein-coupled peptide receptor activity. The transcript is spliced from 2 exons. Bases 248 to 2119 code for a protein of 623 amino acids. Gene Ontology annotation, cellular component: plasma membrane; signaling receptor complex. The record is from RefSeq and is a predicted model, not a curated record. Lineage: Eukaryota; Metazoa; Chordata; Actinopteri; Characiformes; Acestrorhamphidae. Gene Ontology annotation, biological process: positive regulation of MAPK cascade; adenylate cyclase-inhibiting G protein-coupled receptor signaling pathway.